Molecule: messenger RNA, 261 nt
Organism: Geodia barretti
Lineage: Eukaryota; Metazoa; Porifera; Demospongiae; Tetractinellida; Geodiidae
Source: the annotation of a GenBank genome assembly
AUGACCCUCGCCGAACGCGAUGAACUGAGGCGGGUGGGACGGGAGAACAACGCCACGGCGGGCAUCGUCUGCCCCGCCGAUGUGAGGGCCGCCUUCAACUUCGAAUUCGACGAUAUUGACAUCGAUGUCCCGCUGGGGGAACUCUUGGUCGAGGCGUCCAAGGAAACUCCCCAUUGGCGCGUGAUGUUGACCCCGCUGCCCGGGGCGGCAGGUGAGCCGGACAGCGAGUCCACGCCAAGGCGGGGAGACAGGGUUAUCUAG